Molecule: messenger RNA, 2431 nt
Organism: Kockovaella imperatae
Lineage: Eukaryota; Fungi; Basidiomycota; Tremellomycetes; Tremellales; Cuniculitremaceae
Product: fungal-specific transcription factor domain-domain-containing protein
Exons: 9
Coding region: 305-2428 (707 amino acids)
Biological process (GO): regulation of DNA-templated transcription; DNA-templated transcription
Molecular function (GO): DNA-binding transcription factor activity, RNA polymerase II-specific; DNA binding; zinc ion binding
Source: RefSeq, a predicted model, not a curated record
CCGCUGAGAAGGCGGAGGAAACGGGGAGGAAAGCGUCCACCACGAAUUGGUCAAGAUUGUCAAGAGGCGAAUAGCUACUCAGCCUUGCCUCCCAAGUUUAACCAUUUUAGACAUCACAGCCCAUAUAGUCACAUCGAUAAGGCAUCGUCGCUCCAUAAGUCGUCCGUCUGAAAAGCAGAAGAUCACAUCGAGUGUACACCGUCCUUAAACCCCCCUGCCGUCGCCCCUAUUACGGUUAAACCAUUUGCCGGCAAACACCGAUUAUAAUAAUCAUUCGACACAUGCCCACAGAGUCCACCCAAUCAUGACCAAGAGCGAGACAGACAGCAUCAAGGCUGCCCCGACCAAGACGUGUGACAAUUGUCGGAAGCGCAAGAUAAAAUGCGUGGAAAGUGAAGUAGGCGAUAAAGAUGUUUGUGAAGGAUGUCGAAAGUUGGCUCUAGCGUGCACGUAUGAUUAUGUGAAGAAGAAGCCAGGGAGGAAGAACUCCUAUGCGAUCGCGUUGAAGGCUGCGCAGGAGCAUCGAUCCAUGGAGCCGCCGCAGCCCAACAAUGAGAGUCGACCCAAUUGGUCACGGUCGAACACGAAUGACACUGGACCUCAUCGAAACAUUCUCAACUCAUCUCACGUUCACCCCUUCACGCCUUAUCCGCCGCCAGACUCCGUCCGCAGUACGAAUCAUCAGCCACCCAUCUCACCUACAGUCACUACGAAUGAUCGCCUCAUGCCAAUGUUAUCCGCAGGGAUGGACACAUUCGAAGCGAGUCCAGGAUUCAUGACGCCUGGGAGACCAUGGUCAUCAUUUGCAUUCUCUCCGAGAAUCAGAAAUGGCUUACCAACCAACGGAGAUACACAUCACGACCCUCACGAGUUGAAUGGGCUGGACUGGUUGGAUAGUUUAUUGGAAGGCACAGUCGCGGGCUCACUCGGCACCUCAGCGCCGGGUGGCCCAGAGAUCGAUUUCAGCAACGACGUGUCAUUAUCCUUUCCCAACAUUUUCCCUUCAGAUCAAGCUCAUCUGCUUGCUCUCGAAUCUCCUGAGAACCUGGCCGCGUCCACGUCUUCCAGUGGCCAGUUGAUGGGGCCGAGGGCCCUCCUGGCAUCAAGGAGAGAACCACAAUUGGAGGACGUUGCGAGUUGGGCAAACAUAUCCCACUUCAUCUCAUUGUUCCUGCAAUACCUUUACCCACUGCUACCUUUGGUUCAUCGACCGACCUUUGCAGAGAAUCUCGCAACGAGAAGAGAUCUCAAGGAUACGGAUUUCAGAGCGUUGCUGCUGAGUAUAGUGGCCUAUGUGAUCUCGCAGCUGCCUACGAGCCGUCUUGUCAGCGAGACCUUUGACAUUGAGGGGUUGAAACGGCUACAACGGCGGUGCCAUCGGACAUGCAAGUCGCUUCAGAGGACGUAUUACGGGCCGACCAACCUGACGCAAAUCACUACCAUCAUAUUCGACACGUUCUAUCUCCUCUCUAUCGGACUUGGGCACACGGCCGGAUCACGGCUUGGUCAAGCUGUCCAGCUCGCCUUUGCUAUGGGUAUGCACAGUGACGAAAAGACGAAUACACUCGGUCUCGAUUCAAUCGAAAUACAACUCCGCCGGCGAGUGUUUUGGCAGCUCUACGCGAGUGACAAGACUCGGGCCACCCCGGGAAUGCCGAUGCUCAUCAACGACUUCCAAGGCACAUGUUCGCUGCCCGAACCUAUCGAUGACGAAUUCAUCACAUCUCAAGGGAUGUUCCCUCAGCCUCCGGGUAGAACGUCUGUACUGGCGGGAUUUGUCUGCCUUUCCAAGAUCUUCAAAAUCCUCUCAGAAUGCUUCUUCCACCAUCGUUGUCUGGCAACUGGACUCAGGACCGUCGGGAUGGAAUGGAGCAUUGAAGCGGAAGAUAAAUUGCACGAGACGUUGCGCGAGAUGCCCGCGGCAAUUCAAGAUCCAAGCGUCAGCACUGUCACGUCGAUGCGCGGGGUAUUUGCCAUGCAGCGAGCAAAUAUCCUGAUCACUGCGGCGAUCACCAAGUUUGCACUGUAUGAUCUCCGAGCAGCAUUGCACGUGGACGAAGAGCAAUUGGCAAAGGAUCGCGAAGGCAUAGCGAGAGAGAUUCAUUCGUUGUUGAUGAAUAUCCCGGUAGAGGACCUCGCGUCGAACGGCGAGUCUGUGCGGGGUAAAGUGUUCCAUAUCGCAUGUGCUUUGUGUGCUGCGCAAGGUACAGACAAUCAGUCAAGUCAGGAUCUCAUCAAAGACUGGUGUAACAUGUUCUCCGCUAUCAGUUAUGUUCAGAUGCCACCGCCGCCUCCUGGCGCCCCGGCGCUCGACAGUCGAGCCAAUACCCCGCCCCACGACGACCCUCCGGAGAAUAUCGGUUCAGUUCAGACUGACAAGGGGAUAGCAUCAGUAGGGUCAACGACACAUGUACCAGGAUCAACAUAAUGU